Theobroma umbraticum is the source of this 1070-nucleotide messenger RNA. It is a transcript of the gene NUDT11, whose product is annotated as nudix hydrolase homolog 11. NCBI's taxonomy places the organism in Eukaryota, Viridiplantae, Streptophyta, Magnoliopsida, Malvales, Malvaceae. Gene Ontology annotation, biological process: coenzyme A catabolic process. The record is from RefSeq and is a predicted model, not a curated record. Gene Ontology annotation, molecular function: coenzyme A diphosphatase activity.
AGCAUAAAGGAGAAACCAAACAAAGCCAUACCAACAGUCGAGGAAAGAGGGAAAAAAAUCUCAAACUCAAAAGCUGAUGGGUUCCUACAACAAUCCCGGAUUUGGAUCUGAUGUACUCGAAACCUUAGGUCAGCGGCUUCGCCUUUAUAAACCUCCUCCUCGUCGAAUCCCAGAAAUUGCAACUGAAUCGGUUUCUCGUCAAAUAAAUACCGAUGAAAAAUCUGUCCGCAGCAUUACAGAUCACUAUCAGCCCGAAAAGCUCAAGAGAGCUGCCGUUCUUGUCUGUAUCUUCCAAGGAAACAAUGAUGAUCUUCGUGUGAUACUCACCAAACGUUCAUCGACUCUCUCUUCUCACUCCGGAGAAGUUGCAUUGCCAGGAGGGAAAAGAGAGGAAACUGAUGCUGAUGACGUAGAGACUGCAUUGAGGGAGGCAAACGAAGAGAUUGGCUUGGACCCUUCGCUUGUCAAUGUUGUUGCUGUUCUUGAACCAAUUUUUACCAAGAGUCGCAUGUUAGUCGUCCCUGUGGUUGCUAUACUGUCAGAUGCAAAGGCAUUCAGUCCAGCUCCAAGUGCAGAUGAGGUGGAAGCGAUAUUUGAUGCUCCUUUAGAAAUGUUUCUCAAGGAUGAAAACCGGAGAGCAGAAGAGAGAGAAUGGAUGGGAGGAAAGUAUUUACUCCAGUACUUUGACUAUGAAGCAGAAAACAAAAGGUACGUGAUAUGGGCAUUAACGGCUGGAAUCUUGAUCAAGGUUGCCUCAAUUGUUUACCAGCGGCCACCUGCAUUUCUAGAGCUCAGGCCGAAAUUCUGGGAUAUGGCCUUUAGUUCAGACAUCCCUGAGCUGUGAAAUUCAUAGAAUUUUUCAUCGUUUCUUAAAUAACCAUCUCUGUAGGAAAACUUUCCUACAUGCCUCUUUUAUAAACUCAUCAUUGAAGAUUGAAUCAUAUGAACAGGAUAUGAACAAGUGUAUUUUCGGGUGAAAAGCAUUUGCCUGGAAUGUUUUAUAAUUAUAUGUUAAAAGCAAUGAAGUCCCAUGUCAUGAAGCAAUUCCAGUGCCACCAAUUUGUCACGCA